Prunus persica (peach) is the source of this 1122-nucleotide messenger RNA. Its product is annotated as myb-related protein 308. The transcript has 3 exons. The coding region runs from base 322 to 894 and encodes 190 amino acids. The record is from RefSeq and is a predicted model, not a curated record. NCBI's taxonomy places the organism in Eukaryota, Viridiplantae, Streptophyta, Magnoliopsida, Rosales, Rosaceae.
AUUGUAUAAUAGAAAGGAAAAGGCCAAAAAUAAAAUAAAACAAUAGAAAUUAAGGUUGGCAUAGUACCGGACAAACUAAACCAAACCAAACCAAACCCUCGACAGAUGACAUGCAGUAAUUUCACAACUGUAAGUCAAGCGCAGUUGGAAAAUUUCUGUUAUAUUGCUCUACCCCUCACUUGGGCACCUUGAGCUGCCCUCUCUCUCUCUCUCUCUCUCUCUCUCUCUCUCACUCUCUCUCUCUCUCUCUCUCUCUCUCUCUCUCUCUCUCACUCUCUCUCUCUUGCUGUUAGAAGAAGAAGUUGAAUAUCAGAAAGAAGAAUGAGGAAACCUUGCUGUGAGAAGAAAAAGACGAACAAAGGAGCAUGGUCCAAGCAAGAAGAUGAGAAGCUCAGUCAGUAUAUUCAAAAACACGGCGAAGGUAGCUGGCGCUCCAUACCACUGGCUGCAGGCUUGCAUCGGUGUGGAAAGAGUUGCAGACUGAGAUGGGUAAAUUAUCUAAGGCCAGACUUGAAACGUGGCAACUUUGGUGAGGAUGAAGAGGACCUCAUUAUCAAGCUCCAUGCACUUCUUGGAAACAGGUGGUCAUUAAUUGCUGGAAGAUUGCCCGGACGGACUGACAAUGAAGUGAAGAAUUACUGGAACACUCAUCUAAAGAGAAAACUAAUACAGAUGGGAGUAGACCCAAAUAACCAUCGGAUAGGGCACAAUUUUGGCCACACUAAAUCAUUUGGCUCCAGGAUUAAUACAAAUGAUCAGCCAAGUGUAAAUUCUCACUCUGAUGAUCCAUUGUUAGAUUCUACAAGUGAACCCGAAAGCAACACAAGCUGCAGUGCUUUGCCCGACCUCAAUCUUGAUCUCACUAUAGGCCUUCCAAUUUCAUUGGGAUAUUGAUAUUAGUCAAACAUUUUGUACAAGGCUUGGUUAUGAUUCUAUUAUUUUCUGCCACGCAUUGCUGGGAAAGAAUAUUGUCAUAGCUGAGGGCUAGAGACAAGGUGAAAUUAAUAGUUCAAAUAGAUAGCUUCGUCAUGCUAGUAUGUUUUUCUUCUUUAUUUUUCACUAAUUAGUUUAUGCAAAUAGGUUGAGCUUGUGCAGUAAAAUCUUCGAAUUUUAAUCUUCUAA